AUCUCCCCCCCUCAACUUAAAACCAUUUUCCCUUGUCCUGCUGUUAUCUACCCUUAUGAAGAGUUGUAAAUUUCUGUUUAUGAAGAUGUAAACUUUCUUUUUAGAAUUUGGAGAUCACAAGGGAAAUAACUUGCCCUGUCUUCCAUCUGACUGUGUCUGACACUUUGGCACCUAACCAGAUCGUUUCAGGAAGACAAAGUACAACCUGACCUGUGGUGGUGCAGAUUAAAUGGCGACACUAAUUCACACUUUAAGAGAUCAUAGUGAUGAUGUCAACUGCUGUGCCUUCUCAUCGUCGUGCUUGGCUACUUGUUCCUUGGACAAAUCAAUUCGUAUUUACUCCUUAAAUGACUUCACUGAGCUCCCGUACUCACCUUUGAAAGGUCAUACAUACGCUGUCCACUGCUGCUGCUUCUCUCCGUCAGGACACACUUUGGCUUCGUGUUCCACGGACGGUGCUACCAUCGUUUGGGACGCUCGUGAUGGUCGGAUGCUGGCAGUGCUGGAGCAGCCCACUGGCAGUCCAGUCAGAGUCUGCCGCUUUUCUCCUGAGUCCUCUUAUCUGGUGUCAGGUGCAGCUGAUGGAAGCGUUGUUCUUUGGAACAUGCACUCAAUGAAAAUCUACAGAUCUGGAAAUGUUAAAGAUGGUUCUUUGGUGGCCUGUGCUUUUUCUCCAUGUGGAAAUUUCUUUGUCACUGGAUCAUCAUGUGGUGAUUUGACUGUUUGGGAUGAUAAAAUGAGAUGUCUGUGUAAUGAAAAAGCACAUGAUCUUGGCGUUACCUGCUGUGAUAUUUCUUCACAUCCAGUUUCUGAUGGUGAACAUGCGUCCGGAUACUUCCAGAUGGCUUCUUGUGGUCAAGAUAAUAAGAUCAAAGUCUGGUUUAUUUUGUUUGCAGACUUCUUAGGUGGUGAAUUAAGAUAUAAAUGCACAUUGAGUGGACAUUCUGCCCCAGUUCUGGCUUGUGCGUUUUCUUAUGAUGGGCAGAUGUUAGUCUCAGGGUCUGUGGACAAGUAUGUCAUAAUAUAUGAGACUAAUACUGGAAAUAUCCUUCAUACUUUGUCUCAGCAUACCAGGUAUGUCACAACUUGUGCCUUUGCACCACAUAGUCUCUUACUUGCCACGGGUUCAAUGGACAAAGCUGUGCACGUGUGGCAACUGGACAAUAGGCAGCCCUGUGCAGGAAACGCUAUAGAAAGUAACUCUAAGAUUAGAACUGCUGAGAACUGGUCAGAGGAUGAUGUUUCAGCCUGGCUUUGUGCACAGGGCUUCGCAGAACUUGUUGGGCUUUUCAAAGUAAAUAACAUCGAUGGGAAAGAACUCCUGAAUCUUACAAGAGAAAGUCUGACUAAUGAAUUAAAAAUUGAGUCUCUUGGCCUGCGCAGUAAAAUCCUCCAAAAGAUCAAAGAGCUGAGGAUAAAAACGGUCUCUGUUUCCAUUGCUGUUCCUGAUGAAUUCUUAUGCCCUAUAACACGGGAGCUCAUGAAGGAUCCUGUCAUUGCAGCAGAUGGGUAUUCCUAUGAAAAGGAGGCAAUAGAAAACUGGAUCAGCAAUAAGAGACGAUCUAGUCCCAUGACAAAUCUUCCUCUUCCCAGUCUUGUGCUUACACCCAACAGGACACUGAAAAUGGCCAUCAGUCGUUGGCUGGAGACUCAGCAGAAAUGUGGUGAAACCACUUCGUUUUGAAGUUGUCUACUAAAAUGAAGAACGAGAGAUGGGGAGAAAUCAAGGCCAGCUUCCCUGUGACUCUGUCAGAUUGCAAAGAAGGAUCAGACCUGCCAGUGCCCCUGCCGUACUGCGCAGAAGAGCGGCGGAACGCCCCUCCUGUUAGCUCUGCUCACAGCUGCUCCUCGUUCAAGAAGUAACUCGCAGACUUCCAGUUUUCCUCUUCCUGCAGCAGCUGUCAAGGCUAAAAGAAGCAUUCUCAUCAGCAUCUUCUCCUAGCUGUUUUAACACAUCCUUUGACACACACAGAUUCUAUCAGUGCUAAGGACCUCCUAUUUUUUUUCCAAUUCAACUGCCCCACAAGAUUUUCUUAACUAUUUCAGACUGGAAUGGAUUAGUCAAAAGCAGGUUAAGCCAGUAACCCAAAGAUAUUCUGUGGUAAAUCAGAAAGUAAUUCUCACAGAUAACAACUACAUCACGUGCACAGCCUGUAGGUUAAAGAGAAUCUUUAUGGAAAUGUUGGAUAAAACCACUGGCCUAUCUUUGAGGCAGUUAAAGCUCUUUUUUCCUUAAUGUUCUUUUUCCUGUGAGAAGAAAUCUGCUGCUCGUUCCAGCAGGCCCUUCCCAAAGGAAGCAACAGCUUUUUAGCUUAUGGUAUAACUGAUUUAGAACAACAAUAUAACUCUAUUCGAGCAUGAGAUUACAGAACCCUUAAACAUCAUCACCACUCAACCCUGCUCAGGAAUUCCAACCACUCCACUGAAAAUCACCUGAUACAGUACUCUGCAAAAGCUCUGCCCACUCUGUCCCAAGAAAGAAGGAAAGAAUUUAAAUGAACAGCUAAACAAGCAACUGGUGCAGAACAGAAGCUGUAAGAACAGUUCAUUAAGAUGAAAAAAAAAACCCAGUAAUUU
Meleagris gallopavo (turkey) is the source of this 2577-nucleotide messenger RNA. NCBI's taxonomy places the organism in Eukaryota, Metazoa, Chordata, Aves, Galliformes, Phasianidae. The record is from RefSeq and is a predicted model, not a curated record.